AAAAUAAUAAUGAAGGAGACCCGGAUCUCGAGAGACAAGAGCCCUGCUUAUUCCACCGUCUGGGUUAGCCACGUACUGGAGGUCGGCCGAGAGAGAGACGACGACGACCACCACUAGCAGCACGCAGCAGCGGCAGAAGGAGGCGGCUGCUAGGUGAAGCUCCCCAGGGAAGAGCAUGAAAAGCUUGGUUCAGAGCCACAUCAACGUCGGCGUCAUCGCCGGCGUGCUCUUCGUGCUCCUCACCUACCUCGUCGUCUCGCAGCAGACUGCCAUCAGCCGCCCCAACGUUGUCACUACGGUAGCACAAUGGCUCUCGAAUAAGCAGCAGAUCGGAGGAGGUCCCGGUGAAAAAGUUGUCACUACGGGAGAGCAACAGAUCGCGGAUAAACAGCUGAUUCAAGGCCCAAGUAAAACAGAGAAGGCCAACAAGGUAGUGUGCAGCACGGAGGAGCGGUUGUCUGACUACUGCGAGGUUGAUGGCGACGUCCGCGUCAACGGCAAAGCCUGGUCGGUGGACAUCGUGCCGCCCUCGGGCUGGUCGGAGCGGCGGGAGUGGAAGAUCCGGCCGUACUCGCGCCGGAGCGCGGCCAACGUCGACAGGCUCAACGUGACGCAGCUGCAGGACCCGGCGGCCGCCCCGCCGUGCACGGUGACCCACCACGUCCCAGGCGUCGUGUUCGCGCUCGGCGGGUACUCGGGCAACGCCUUCCACGACCAUGCCGACGUGCUGCUGCCGCUGUUCCUCGCGUCGCUGCGGUACGGCCGCGAGGUCCAGUUCCUCGUCAUCAACCGGGUGCAGCCGUGGUGGCUGGGCAAGUACAGGCUCGCGCUGCGGCGGCUGUCCAGGUACGACGUCGUGAACCUCGACGGCGACGCCCACGUCCGGUGCUUCCCGCACCUCACCGUGGGCCUCCGCCUGCACAAAGACUUCGGCGUCGUCCCCGAGUGGGUGCCGGGAAAGCGGCGCGUCUCCAUGCCCGACUUCACCAGGUUCCUGCGCGAGGCGUACGCGCUCCCACGCGGCGCGCCGGUCAGCCGGGAGCCGGGCAAGAGGCCGCGGCUGAUGCUGAUCCAGCGGCAGCGCUCCCGGAGGUUCCUGAACGGGGAGGAGAUGGCGCGGGCGGCGGAGGCGGCGGGGUUCGAAGUCGUGGUGACGGAGCUGAUGUUAGACGCGGCCGUGGACGAGCAGGCGCGGGUGGUGAACUCGUUCGACGUGAUGGUGGGCAUCCACGGCGCCGGGAUGACGAACGAGGUGUUCCUGCCGCCCGGCGGGGUGCUCAUCCAGGUGGUGCCGUGGGGAAAGCUGGACCUGAUGGCUAGGAUCGAGUACGGCGAGCCGGCCACGGACAUGGGGCUCAAGUACCUCUGCUACAACGUCACCCUGGAGGAGAGCUCGCUGCUGGAGCUGCUGGGGCGCGACCACCCGGCGAUCAAGGACCCGGAUUCCGUGCACCGCAGCGGCUGGGCUGCCAUGUACGACAUCUACAUGACCAAGCAGGACGUUCGCCUCGACAUCACACGCUUCGCGCUCACGCUCGCGGAAGCCAUGGACCACCUACGCCGCCUGCAGUAGAGGUCUUGUCUUGAUUCCAGGAACUCAGUCUGCGUGAUCUGCUUCACUGCUUGCAUGGAGAUGGGGGUAUAUCACUACAUCUUUUCUUUUCUUUUUGAUGGUUUGUAUUCGUGCAAAUUAAGCGGCCACUUGUACAUGUCGCUUACGUUUCUGUAAUCCUUGUGCUCUGUAGUCUAUAGUGUUGGUGGAGCCGCACCACAAGAUGCAUCGUUGGCCUAUAUAUAUUGGUUUGCUCGAGUACAGCAGAAUUAAGCCGUUUGAUCGGAUCUUUAAUUAGCCAAGUUGUAGAUCA
Zea mays is the source of this 1865-nucleotide messenger RNA. RefSeq names its product beta-1,2-xylosyltransferase XYXT1. Bases 176 to 1573 code for a protein of 465 amino acids. Gene Ontology annotation, molecular function: glycosyltransferase activity. NCBI's taxonomy places the organism in Eukaryota, Viridiplantae, Streptophyta, Magnoliopsida, Poales, Poaceae. The record is from RefSeq and is a predicted model, not a curated record. The transcript is spliced from 4 exons.